This is a messenger RNA of Haemonchus placei, 165 nucleotides long. The record is from the annotation of a GenBank genome assembly. NCBI's taxonomy places the organism in Eukaryota, Metazoa, Nematoda, Chromadorea, Rhabditida, Trichostrongylidae.
AUGUCUGCUGGUCCAUCUCACUGGGCGAAAGAUUCUGCCGAAGAGGAUCGUGUAGAAACGCUUAUCAGAGGGACUGGCUGUUGGGAUCAACACAUAGCCGUCGUGGACUGUAUGGGAGACAAAGGUGACUGGAGACAGUGUCAGGAGCAGGUCGGUCGUGGCUGA